Messenger RNA from Arctia plantaginis, 888 nucleotides. The record is from the annotation of a GenBank genome assembly. NCBI's taxonomy places the organism in Eukaryota, Metazoa, Arthropoda, Insecta, Lepidoptera, Erebidae.
AUGAAGUCGAUAUUCUUACUUUUUUUCUUAAUUAAGUUAAUAUCGUGUACACCAACACCCAUUAUAUUAUGGCAUGGGAUGGGUGACACAUGCUGUAUUUCUGGAAGUCUGGCAGGAUUUAAGAAGUUCCUUGAAACAAAAAUUCCGGGUGUAUAUGUUAGAUCCCUGAGAAUUGGAAAUAAUACCAUAGAAGACUUUGAAAGUGGUUAUUUUGUGCAUCCGAAUACUCAAGUUGAAUAUGCUUGUAAAAUACUAUCAGAAGAUCCUAAACUCAAAGAGGGUUUCAAUGCAAUAGGUUUCUCUCAAGGCAGUCAGUUUCUUCGAGCGGUGGUCCAACGCUGCGGUACCAAAUUGACAGUCAAAAACUUAAUAUCUUUUGGAGGUCAGCACCAGGGAGUAUACGGGCUACCACAUUGUGGAGUUCUACAACAAGGUCCAUGUGAUUAUGUGAGGGAACUCCUUAAUUACGCCGCGUACAAUCCCUGGGUCCAACGUAGCCUGGUCCAAGCUACAUACUGGCACGACCCUAUCGCGGAAGGCCUUUAUCAACACAAGAGUACAUUCCUCGCCGAUAUAAACAACGAAGUCAAUAUUAACGACACUUAUGUAGCGAACUUGAAUAAGUUAGAACACCUAGUCCUGGUGUUGUUUGAAUCAGACAGCAUAGUUCUACCUAGAGAAUCGGAGUGGUUCGGCUUUUAUGCACCGGGGCAGUCCAAGAAGUUGAUAAAGCUUCAAGAGUCCAGACUAUAUUUGGAGGAUCGUCUCGGACUGAAAAAAAUGGACAAAGACGGCAAGCUCAUAUUCCUAUCGAGUCCAGGAGACCAUUUGCGUCUUUCACAAGAGUUUCUAGAAGACUCCAUUAUCAAACCUUAUCUACUCAAUUAA